Paracoccidioides brasiliensis Pb18 is the source of this 363-nucleotide messenger RNA. RefSeq names its product 60S ribosomal protein L34-A. The transcript is spliced from 4 exons. Gene Ontology annotation, cellular component: ribosome. The record is from RefSeq and is a predicted model, not a curated record. Gene Ontology annotation, molecular function: structural constituent of ribosome. Gene Ontology annotation, biological process: translation. The coding region runs from base 1 to 363 and encodes 120 amino acids.
AUGGCCAAUACCAGACUUCAAUACCGACGACGGAAUCCGUACAACACACGGUCAAAUAAAGUCCGCAUCAUCAAGACUCCAGGCGGCAAACUCAGAUACCUUCACAUCAAAAAGAAAGGAACCGCACCAAAAUGUGGUGACUGCGGUAUCAAACUCCAAGGCAUUCCUGCCCUCCGACCCCGUGAAUACUCCCAGGUCUCCCGGCCCAAGAAGUCGGUGUCCCGUGCCUAUGGCGGCUCCCGCUGCGCUGGCUGCGUCAAGGACCGUAUUGUUCGCGCGUUCCUGAUUGAGGAACAAAAGAUCGUCAAGAAGGUGCUGAAAGAAUCGCAAGAGAAGACUGCUGCUGCAUCGAAGAAGCGUUAA